Molecule: messenger RNA, 1318 nt
Organism: Emiliania huxleyi CCMP1516
Lineage: Eukaryota; Haptophyta; Isochrysidales; Noelaerhabdaceae
Exons: 9
Source: RefSeq, a predicted model, not a curated record
ACGAGGCUUGCAAGGCGCUCCGAAGCUUCUACGAUGCCAUUGGCGCGAAAGACAAAUCGCCGUCCUUCGCGGACACGAGCUCGACCUGCUGCGCCUUUCUCGACGUGAGAUGCACGCAGCCGGAUGGCUCACCCAGCCCGCCCCUCGGCCAAAAAGAAGGGUGGAAAGCGGGCACCACCCUGACCAAGAUCAAAUUCCGAGGCGGCACCGAGCUUGGCGGUAGCGGCACGCUGCCCGGCGCCCUGCUGCUACCGCUCGCCGGCACGCUCGAGUACCUCGACUUGGGCAAGGAGGGGGAUCGCUCCUUCUCGGGCACGCUGCCCGCGGAGCUGACCCAGCUCACCGCGCUCCAAAAGCUGAGUCUCACCACCGAUAAGGUCAGCGGCACCAUUCCGCACCAGCUCGGCCGGCUUCCCGCGCUGGAGAAGGUGACGCUCCUCUCCAAGCGCCUCUCGGGGACGGUCCCGGGCGAGCUGUGCCACAGGUCGGACGGCUCGCUCAGGAAACUGGUUCUCGACGACAACGUGAAGCUCUCGGGCGCGCGCGGCGCCGGCGGGAGGAACGCUGCCGCCCGAGAAAUCUCCGCCAAGAAGACGCGCAUCUCUGGCACGCUGCCGAGCAAGAUCACCGCGCCGCUCAGGCUGCUCAUCCUCGAGGAGGUCGGCCUCUCGGGCAGCGUGCCGGAGGAGCUGUGCAAGGGCGAGAAGCUCGAGGAGCUGGAUCGUGCCCGAGUCGCUAGGCGACAUCAGAGGGCUCAAGAACGGCACGUGCACGCUCCAAAACGCUUACGACUUGGUCUUCAUUUCCAUCGUCUCUAAAACUUGCUGCUAUUCCAACUUCUGGUGCCCCCUCCCGAGCAACGCGCCGUACUGCACGGAGACCUCGAGUGGGGAGACGAUAGUGUGCAGCGUCAUGUCGCCUCCACCGCCGCCGCCUUCAACGCCAUCGUUUGUCUCUGACACGGCUGUCGUCGUCCUCCUCAUCUGUGCGAUCGCCAUCCCGGCCGCGGCCUGGCUGUUGUACACCCUGUGCGAGCGCGUCGCCAUCACCUCGACGGUGGUGGUUCCAAAGAUGACCGAGCUCGACUCCGCGGCGGUGGAGCACGUCCCGGAAGGGGAGGCAAGGCCGACGCACUACAACUGAGAGGGUCGUGCUAGUUCGGCGGGAGGGCGGUGCCCAUUACCAUGCAUCGUGCAGGCUGCCCACCACCCCGACACCGCGGCACCGCGGCCGUGCUCUAUUUCGCACACAUCGGGCGCAUCGCAUAACCCAAACAGCCUCUCCGUUUUGUUUGGGUUAUGAGAGGCUUUUGCACGCC